AUGGACGCCGCUACGAUAGAAGAGACAAACCGAAUACGUGUCUCCCUGGGAAUGAAACCUCUGCCCGUGCCAGGAGAAAAUGCCACCCAAAAAGAAUCAAUGUACGCCGAUGGCGACGCGCCAAGCACCCUCGAGAGCCGGCAGGCUCAGGCCUACGACAAUUACAACAAAGUGAUGGAAGCCGAGAAGGCCAAGAAGAAGCGCGAAGAGAAGGCCGCGGCCGUUCGGAAAGCGCGAGAGCAGGCGCAACGCAACGCAAUACUGGAAGGCAAGGGCUUCGGAGAAGCCGAAGAAGGUGGUGAUCUCAGCGCAAAAGACUGGCUCAUCGGCCAGAAGAAACGACAGAAGAACAUCGCCAAAGUCAGAAAGUUGGAGGAAGAGCUCGCUGCUGCCGAGGCUGAAGCUGCUGCAGCAGUUCAGUAUACUUCCAAGGACCUUGCGGGCAUCAAAGUUGGACACGACACUGCGGGCUUCCUCGAUGGUGACGAACAGAUUCUUACCCUUAAGGAUACAACUAUCGAUGAGAAUGAGACCGAAGGUGACGAGUUGGAGAACCUCGAUAUGCGCGAGGCCGAGAAGCUCGCCGCGAGACUUGACACCAAGAAAAAGAAGCCUGGCUACAACCCUCUAGAUGACGAUGAGGAGGGCGAUCGUGGUAUCCUGUCACACUAUGAUGAGGAGAUUGACGGCAAAAAGUCUAAAAAGUUCACACUCGAUACAAGUGGAGUAAUUGCAGAGCUCUCAGAUAUCUUGGAUAAACCGGUUGACAAAACGAGGAGCGGACAAAACGUUAGUUUGGACGAUAUUGUUGGUGAUGCCCCUAUUUCUUCGGAUUACAUUGAUCCAUCACAGAUCAAAGUCAAGAAACCCAAGAAGAAGAAGAACAAGAAGGGUACCAGACAGAAACCUACUGAUGACGAUGAAGAUCUGUUCCCUGUCGAAACAGGACCUGCAGGUGACUCCAUGGACAUUGACUCAAAGGAUACGGCCAUUAAGAAGAGAAAGGCAACUGAUGAUACCUUUGUGGACGACGACGAUCUUCAAGCAACACUAGCAAUUCAACGAAAGAACGCUUUGAAGAAACGAAAGAAGACCCGACCUGAAGAUAUUGCCAAGCUUCUCAAAGAGGACGAGAAUGAACCAGAACCAGUAGAGGAACAAGAGGGAGGUCUUGUUCUCGGAGAAGUCUCCGAAUUCGUUGCCGGCCUGAGCAAGCCUAGCGACAACGAAGAGCGCAAGCCCAAAAGACCAAGGACUGUAUCAAAGUCACCAGAACCUGACGAGGAUCACCCCAUGGGCGACGAUGCUCAAGAAGUUGAAGAAGAAAUGCCUCAGACAUCAGCCAUUGAGGAAACGGACGAGACGGGUAUCGUUGAGGAAGAAAAGGCUGUCGGGGGUGGCAUGGGUGCGACUCUAGCACUGCUCAGAGAACGCGGUCUCGUUAAGGAAGCAAGAGGUGACGAAGAGUACAGCAGUCUACGUAACCGAGAAGACUUCCUCACCAAGAAACGUCUCCUGGAGGAAGAAUUAGACGAGCAGACCCGUCGCCAGCGUGAACGUGACCGCCAGAGUGGCAAACUCGACCGAAUGUCAGUACGGGAACGUGAGGAGUACGCCCGCCAACAGAACAACUGGCGUGACCAGCAGCGAUCUAAACGCUUGACGGAGCUGUACGCGGCCGGAUACAAGCCCAAGGUCGAUCUCAAGUACGCCGACGACGAAGGCCGCGCCCUCGACACCAAGGAGGCGUUCAAGCACCUCAGUCACCAGUUCCACGGAAAGGGCAGCGGUAAGGGCAAGACAGAGAAGCGUCUCAAGAAGAUCGAGGACGAGAAGCGUCGCGAAGCACAGAGCAUGUUUGACGCAAGCCAGUCUGCUGGUAUGAGUCUGGCAGCCCAGCAGCAGCUCAAGAAGCGAAAGGAAGCCGGUGUACGGCUUGCAUAA
Molecule: messenger RNA, 1944 nt
Organism: Fusarium poae
Lineage: Eukaryota; Fungi; Ascomycota; Sordariomycetes; Hypocreales; Nectriaceae
Exons: 2
Coding region: 1-1944 (647 amino acids)
Biological process (GO): maturation of 5S rRNA; mRNA cis splicing, via spliceosome
Cellular component (GO): U4/U6 x U5 tri-snRNP complex
Source: RefSeq, a predicted model, not a curated record